Molecule: messenger RNA, 808 nt
Organism: Perognathus longimembris pacificus (Pacific pocket mouse)
Lineage: Eukaryota; Metazoa; Chordata; Mammalia; Rodentia; Heteromyidae
Gene: Erln
Product: small integral membrane protein 6
Exons: 2
Coding region: 629-805 (58 amino acids)
Source: RefSeq, a predicted model, not a curated record
AUGCCAGGCGGUAGGAACCAACCACACACGGUUGCCGAGGCUGCGCAGUACCAGGCUCCCAAGGUGAUAAACACUACCACCCAGAAACUUGUUUCAGGAGGUACCAGCCGGAGCAGCAGUUAACCAUUCACCCACACCACAGGAAGUUAUGCCAGGUGGCAGUCCUAGCCCGGGGCUUCCUGAUUUCUAGACAGUCUGCUCAGUCAAGUCAGCUAACCCGAGAGCCAAACCUAGUGUGUACCCAGGUGAGGCGGAUAGUUACAUCCAGUCUCUUCCCUGGUCCUCUCUCAAAGACUCCUUAACCCAUGCCCUGAGCACGCCCACAGAGACAUCACAAAGGCACAGAACAUAGAUAGCAGAGGGGAAUAUGAAAGGCAGAACAGGAGCGAGGGUUGCCAGGCAACUGGCCUUGGCCCACCUUUGUUUGCUCUGGUGGCAGCAAUGAAAGUCUGGGCUGCUUGGCGAUGUUGAAGGCUUUGCCUCUCAACAGUCACUUCUGUGAGUAGAGACUACGGUUCUGUCACCUGGCGGGCUCUUCAGCCUAAGCUCAGCAAAGCGCAGGGCCUGGAGGAUAAUCUUGGUUUGCUCUCUUAAGACACGGAACUGUUAGCAGCAGAAACAGGUUGACAUGGGCCAAGUAUUAUUCUACAAAGACUUGUGGAAGGAGGAGUUCUGGGAGAACCCCUGGGAACUGGGGGGCCUGAUAGUCAUUGGCUUGUUCACCGUCACAUUCCUGUUCUUUAUUUUGUUUGCUGUUCUGUUUGGUUUACUCUUUCCAUCGGAGCAGACAGAAAAUGAAGAGUGACCU